Molecule: messenger RNA, 402 nt
Organism: Uloborus diversus
Lineage: Eukaryota; Metazoa; Arthropoda; Arachnida; Araneae; Uloboridae
Exons: 1
Coding region: 1-402 (133 amino acids)
Source: RefSeq, a predicted model, not a curated record
AUGGACAACUUGCAAGAGAAGGCUGAAGAAGCGAAGAAGAAGGUAGAGGAAAAAUCAAAAGAAAUAUCAGAAAAUGUAAAAGGAACAGUUGAAGAAACGGGGAAAGAGGCAAAAGAGAAAGCGGAUGCUGCGAAGCAAAAUUUGGAAAAGAAGGCAAGUGAAGCAAAAGAUGCUGCAAAAGAAAAGGUUGAAGUUGGUAAAGAAGAAGCAAAAGAGAAAGCGGGAGCAGCAAAGCAAAGUUUGGAAAAAAAAGUUGAUGAAGCAAAAGAAAAAGCAGCAGAAGCAGAAGAAGACGCCAAGGAAGCUGCUAGUGGCAUUGGACAAAAAGCGGCAGAUUUAGCGGGAAAACUGAAAGAUAAAAUAUGGCCUUCUUCGUCUGACAAAGACUCAGAUGCAAAAUAA